This is a messenger RNA of Exophiala mesophila, 3007 nucleotides long. RefSeq lists its product as uncharacterized. Lineage: Eukaryota; Fungi; Ascomycota; Eurotiomycetes; Chaetothyriales; Herpotrichiellaceae. The transcript is spliced from 3 exons. The record is from RefSeq and is a predicted model, not a curated record. Bases 1458 to 2801 code for a protein of 447 amino acids.
GUCAAAUUAUGCCGUAUCCAUUCCACCAAGCAUACAGACCAGGGCCGACUACUCCUCCCAGGGCCCCAAGCAGACCAAGUUCGAGGACUGCCCAUACCCAGAUCGUCCCAACGGCUGGAGCUGUUUUCAUCACUGCAUAGUACCCACGGUCGUUCGUUACAUGAAUCAGGUAACAUCCAGCAACGUUAGCCAUGACCAGGUAGGACAGCUGUCGGAGUGCCAAAAUCCACCGUUGCACUGAUCUGGAGAAGCUGUCCGAAGUGAUAGGUAGUAGAAGUCCGUGAAACAAAGUCACCAACGCAAACAAGGUGGGGAACGCAACAAAUAAUGUCCGCAAGACAAUUGGCAUAUAUCGAAGCUCUUGAGCAUACUGGUGAACGGUCAAGAUCUCGAGGGUGAAAUGUAUCGCGGCCAGACUGAUCACCAAGAGUAUGGCAUCUAGCCAAGGAGUUGCCGAUCUGGUAUCGGCCAGAGCCUCGUUUGGGAUGACCUUGCCAUCUUGGCCGAUCUUGACUUCAACAAUGUUCUCGGGAUUGCUCCCAGGAUUGAAUUUCCUGGCGCCGGGGUUCAAUUGUGCCUCCCUUUCCGCCGCAAGUUCGAGGAGUGUUUUCGUUUUCCUCGAGUCGUCCUUGACUGGUCUGCUCAACGGAAUGUGGCUGGCAUUCUGGAUCGAUGGCUCAGAGGAGCCUUUGGCUCGUCUUUGCUUCCUGUUCAUUGUUGUAGUACCUCACGGUCAAAUCAUGACUCUUUGCGAGCGAGCACUGUAGAUGACACAGUCGCGACGAGGGACUUGAGAAAACUUAUUUUUUGGGAUUGUAAAUCGAUGAGUCCCAAAGUCAAGUCUGACAUUGAUGACCAAGUAAGCUCUGUUCUUUGUGAGUAGAGGCCAUGCAACAAUCAGCAUCGACGUGGCUGCUUCUCAGGGGCGGAAUUUAGAGUCUCCGUUUUGCCAAGCCCGACUGGUUUAUCCGCCCGAGCGCAUCCACCGUCAUCUCCAUCAACAACGACGACGACGAUGCUCAAUCUUGCAUCAUCACCAAUAAUACACAAUGAUGUCUUUGUCGAGAUCCAUUACGAGUGGGUGCGCCACUGACCCUGAUGAAGACAAUAUUAGUGGCAAGCCCAUUCAUCCCAGCAGAACAAUAUUAAGCUACCCUUCUUUGUUACUGCCCACUCUAGCACACCGGCUUCUCAAAUACUGUGGGCUACUGACUCUACUCCCAUGGGCAAUGUCUGGUCUCGAUGUUUGAAAACGGCGGCCCUUCAAGUGUAAUCUCAUGAGAAUAGCCCUAUGCACGUCGUGAACAAAGAUGCUGUUGUUGGCAACCUGACGUUUCAGCCAGCACAUGACAUGAUACUUAUUCCACCUCAAGGUAGGUUGACUUUCUUCACUCCUAGCAACCCAAAAUUGAAUUUGGAGACGUGACAUUUCAAGUCCAUUCAUACCGAUUAAAAGCAUGGUGGUGAUCAAACACGCUGUACUGUUCGCGGCAGCCAUCUUCACUCUUGGCCUGGCAUUGCCUGCCGACAAUGAUUGGGGUAAUAAGUCGGGGGGCGACUCUCACGGACCACCCCAGGGCACUGGAAUGACAGCUGGUGGCAUACCUACGGGUGCCCCAGGUGGCCCCGGAGGCAAUGGCGGCAAUGGCGGUUAUGGCAACCCUGGCAAUCCCGGCAGCCCCUCCGGUGGUGGACGGGGUGGCGGAGGACCGGGUGGGGAUGAUGACGAUAAGAAAGGCGGUGGCCAAUUCGGCGGCAAGAACCAUCCUGGUGGCGGCAAGCCGGGCGGAGGUCAAGGACAGGGAGGCUGGUCCGGAGGAAACGGAAAUCCACCAGAUGACCAAGGCCGUAAGUCUGGAGGCGGCCAAGGGCAGGGAGGAGGACCAGGAGGGAACGGGAACUCACCUGAUAGCCAAGGCACUGGGUGGGAUAAGAAUGGUGGCGGACAAGGCGGCGGGCAGGGUGGUGGACAAGGUGGUGGUGAAGACGAUGGUGAAGGCGGUGGUGUCCAUCCUCGUGACAACAAUCCGGGCGGUUUUGGUGGGAAAUCGGGCUUUGGCAAGGGGAAAACCGACCAUGCCGGCAAGCCGCCGAAUCACAAAGCUAAGCACCCUCGGGACGACCAUCAUGGCAACAACAAGGACUGGAAAACUGCCCCGGACGACACAGAUUUUGAGCACCCUAGAGGCUGGCCCGAACAUAGUCGACGUGACACGAACCAAUAUGGCGACGAGGAUAAAGACAACGGUGAAAGUGACAACGAUAACGGCGGCAGUAAUAGAGACAACGGCGACGAUGACAAUGACAACGGCGAUAUCGAACCUUAUCCUUACAAGGUUGGCGACAUUGAAUUUGAUGAUGACCACCUCCCCGACGGUGACAACGCGACUGCAACGAAGCAUUUUCUACAUCCUCGUGAUGACUGCGAUCCGAACUUUUAUGGCGGAACAGGAUGCCACCCUUACCUUGGAGUAUUGGAAUGCUCUAGGAAAAAUUAUGAACCGCCGUGCAAGUUCACCAAGUGGGAGGAAGGGUGGUGUAUGAGCCGAUAUUAUCGUUCGCCCGAUGGUAUGGAUUUUGGGUCCUGGAGAGCAGACAAAGGCCUGGUAUGCACCAUGUAUGAACUCGACAAAUGCAACGUGGGUACAGGAGGCCGCAAGCUCAAGGGGUCAGGUGACUGGGUCCAAGUUCCCGGAUUUCGUUGGGGUGAUAUUCCAAGUUGGUUUGACAAUAAAAGGCUUUGGCACUAUGCAAUGGGACUCCGGGCCCCUCUCAGCUGGUCGUGCCAGUGGGACCGAUGAAUGGCAAAGGGAAACAGACACGUGGACUGUGGUAUAUACAGGCUCUGCAGAUUAUUGAGUGAUCAAUGGGUUUUAUGCUAGUGAUGGAGUAUUGUCAUGGAAUUGCUUUUGACCAACAAGCAUGUGAUUCUCGCUACCUUCUCAGAAUCGCGAUCUUGACCUCAUUGGUAGAAGCAAGCUGCAAGGCUGUGACAAUGACGUCGUAG